AUGCUGAUCACUCCUCGAACGUACAUCGCUUCGCAGACCCCAGACCACGCCAAUUCGCGCGUCGAGGGCGCGUCCCGCUUCUACACACUCGCCGGGUGGCAUCAGAGCCCCGUGGAUACUGGACAAGCUGCGGAUAUGCUGUUCAUUCAUCAAGUCGGCAGUGUUCGCGUAGGGGAAGUAGCACGGUCAGUUCCAGAACACCUAGAAGCCCAUAUUCUCACUGCUUUGGCUCCGGGCUCUUCCGUUGACAGAUAUACCUUGACAUACACGCCAGCUGCCGACCCUAUCCUGCCCAUUCCGUCCGAACUCCAUGUGAGGGUGAAGAACUCAUCCGCGAUCCCUCUUCGAGCUGCUUAUCUCCAUGGCCCAUAUACGCUCUAUGCAGCCUGCUACCCCUCCAAGUUCGAUCCCAACACUGGAGGCAGCUGGAAUGCGGUCAUCAAAAUGCCCACGCGCUUCGGAGAUUCCCAUAAUCUUGCUGUUGGACAGCUCGGACCAGACGGAGACCGAAGUAUGACCUGGGUCAUCGAGAUCGUGUCCCAGGUCAUCUUCUCGAAUAGCGCCGCGGUCCACUUUGAGCUGCUUGUUGGCCGCGACGCGAAAUCCGUGGAGCUUUUUUCUUCAGGCGCCGCCUCGAUGAAAAUUGGACCCCCUGGUAAAUUUCAUGAACAUUGGCUCCCAGGAAGCAAGGGCCAACAAGUCACUGCUUCAACUGGAGUGUAUUCGAAAUCCAUUACAUUACGCGUCGACGAUACGACUAGCUUGUGGAACACCCCGCCUUUACCAUCGGGGACACCGGUCCCAGCGAACGAUACGCCGGAUGGUAAUCGCUCGGAAAUCCAGGUGAAUGAACAUCCGGGAUCAGAGUGUGCCAGCGAGACGCAAGCCUUCAAGGCCUCUAGGCAGAAAAUUCAUCUGGUCGUGAUUACUCAUGGCUUGCACAGUAAUCUAGGCGCCGAUAUGCUUUAUUUGAAAGAAAGUAUUGAUGCCGCCGCCAGAAAGUCGAGUGAACAAGCGAGAGCCGCCAAAGGUGACCAUGAUAACACCGACGACGAGCUUGACGAGCAAGUCAUUGUCCGGGGCUUUUCUGGAAAUGCCGUGCGAACUGAACGUGGCAUUCAAUAUCUUGGCAAGCGCCUGGCUAAAUAUGUCUUGCUCAUGACCUAUCCCGAUCAGCCAUACUUUCCCCUCAAAGGGUCCAAGUCGAAGUCAUUCUCCCGCCCUUUCAGUGCUCGCAAAGACCAGGCUGAGCCCUCAUUAGAAACCCACGCCUCAGUGAACAGAGGUGAUUUCUUAAAUGGAGAGAAUAUGGCCUAUCAAAUCACCAGCAUCAGCUUCAUUGGACAUUCUCUCGGUGGAUUGAUUCAAACUUACGCUAUCGCAUAUAUCCGGAAACACUCGCCCGAGUUUUUUGACCGAAUCAGACCGGUCAAUUUCAUUGCUCUCGCAUCUCCCUUUCUAGGCCUUAGCAAUGAAAAUCCAAUGUAUGUGCGGUUUGCUCUGGACCUGGGGCUUGUUGGACGGACUGGACAAGACCUCGGUCUCAGCUGGACAGCGCCCAGGGUGCGAAGUGGGUGGAGUGCUCUCAUCGGUGGCCGAGGAGACUCAUCAAAAGCCCAAAGUCAGUCAGAUCCCGGCGCAAAGCCACUUUUGCGAAUCCUGCCUUGUGGUCCCGCACAUGAGGUUCUUCACAAAUUCCAGCAUCGCACCAUUUACUCCAAUGUAGUGAACGAUGGAAUUGUUCCGCUAAGGACAUCGUGUCUCCUCUUCUUGGACUGGCGUGGCCUUGAUCGGGUUGAGAAGGCGAGAAGAGACAAUGGUCUUGUUGGCACUAUGGCCGAAUGGGGCUGGGCCGAAUUGACGGGGGCGAACUCAAAAUCUCCUCGAAUGACAACCGCGCUGCGAAAUGGUAGCAAUGGAACAAAAAAAAGCUACCAGGGCCUCUACGAUGAAGCACAGUCCUCCCAGGGAGUUGUUGCCGUGGAUGAUCCAUCGUCACCAAGCCAUAGUCAAUUCCUGACUCGCAUGCCUUCGCGUGGCAGUCGCGCGGUGGACACGGGACCGAAGGAGAGUGAAUCCGACAGGAACUCCGGACCCCUCAACUCCUUCCUCGCACUGUUUCGCCCGAAAGAAACUAAGCAAACUCUUGGCAAAGGUUCUAAAAUCUAUAGGCGCAGCCAGACUGUCGCAUCUUUCGACCCCAAUGAAUCACCGGCUCCCAUCGUGCGAGGCAAUUCUAUGUUUGAAGAGGAUGGCGUCCAUACACCUCCGAAGACGACGUUUUUUGAAUCGGCAGGAGACUUGCUGAUGCCACCAUUGCCCCCCACGGAUUUUAUCUUGGACCCGGCUGCUCGUCCUCGAACGAUCUUCCAUGAUCGUAUCUAUCAUCCCGAAGAUAUUCCCCAUCCCUUGCCGGUGAAGCGACGAACCUUGGCAUUCGGCUCGCUGCAAACCAAAAACUCCAAACCGGCUCCUGCUUCGGCAACUCAUCUUUCUUCCACCUUCGAGCCCGAUGCCAACGACCAUGGGAGUGGGCUCAAAGUCGAGGAGAAAAUCGCGAGAGCCUAUCAUCGUGAUCUUUCUUGGCGCAAGGUGCUCGUCCGCCUCGAGCCCGAUGCACACAACAACAUCAUUGUGCGGCGCAUGUUUACCAAUGCGUAUGGAUGGCCCGUGGUGAAGCAUCUUGUUGACACGCAUUUUGGCCACUCUCCCACCGUCCAGGUCGAUGAUACACUGAAACAGAAUGUCGAUCGUGCUAAGUCCCCGAAUGUUGGACCAACUAGCUCAGGUGACGAGGUUGAAGGACAGAGUGAUGUUGGUGAUCGUUCUGCGGCAAACAGCCAUUGCACCAUGUCGGUCCCUUCUCAGGAUCCUGACACCUUCCCCGCCGACAACGAAUCUCACGAGACUGCGAGUUCCCUUGAACGGUCCCAGUACACGGGCGUCUCUCGGCAGGAUUCAGCACGGUGGACUGAUCGACAGGUGGAUGAGGAUGAUGACUGUGAGUCCGGAUUGGACGAAGAAGACGAGGUCGGCUUCCGUCGAUCCCCACGGCUGAACGCCUGA
Messenger RNA from Penicillium maclennaniae, 3066 nucleotides. RefSeq names its product lipase ROG1 family protein. The coding region runs from base 1 to 3066 and encodes 1021 amino acids. The transcript has 3 exons. The record is from RefSeq and is a predicted model, not a curated record. Gene Ontology annotation, molecular function: monoacylglycerol lipase activity. Lineage: Eukaryota; Fungi; Ascomycota; Eurotiomycetes; Eurotiales; Aspergillaceae.